Messenger RNA from Dictyostelium discoideum AX4, 126 nucleotides. RefSeq lists its product as hypothetical. The transcript has a single exon. Lineage: Eukaryota; Evosea; Eumycetozoa; Dictyosteliales; Dictyosteliaceae. The record is from RefSeq and is a predicted model, not a curated record. Bases 1 to 126 code for a protein of 41 amino acids.
AUGUUGGAUUUUAAACAUUUUAAACUACUAUAUAAAGAAAUAACUGGUGCCACAACAAAAACACCAAAAAAAGAGGCAACGUUGAAUACAAUUUUAGAAAAUCAAGAAUAUUCAAAAAAUACAUAG